Helobdella robusta is the source of this 606-nucleotide messenger RNA. RefSeq lists its product as hypothetical. The transcript has 3 exons. The record is from RefSeq and is a predicted model, not a curated record. The coding region runs from base 1 to 606 and encodes 201 amino acids. Lineage: Eukaryota; Metazoa; Annelida; Clitellata; Rhynchobdellida; Glossiphoniidae. Gene Ontology annotation, biological process: reticulophagy; protein-DNA covalent cross-linking repair. Gene Ontology annotation, cellular component: autophagosome membrane; nucleus; endoplasmic reticulum membrane.
AUGUGGAUAGCAAUGUUAAUUUUGAUUUUUGUUCUGCUUUCUCUGAUAGUGGGACUGUUGUGGUAUGCUGGCUAUUGGUACAACCCAGCAAUUAAAAUAGCAAAAGUUCCAGUAAAAUCAUUUAAGGGACUUUACAAACUGAACUUGGGACCGUGUGUUCGUUCAAUGACGGCUUUCAGAAACAUCCAGGAUAUCCAUAAAAACUUCAAAAGCGAAACAACUCAGAUAAAUCUCAACGGACAACCUGAUGAUAAAAAACACAAAAAUCUGGAUUUGUUUGCUAUUUAUUACGAUAAUUUAGACCAAUUGGAAUGUGAGAAAACUCGCUGGAUAGCUGGAUGUGUUGUUGAAGAGGACGAUGAAUUUGUUGAGAAGAUGAAAGGCUUGGGUUAUAAAGAGUUCCUUUUUAUAAAUGACGGACGUUGUGUUCUUACAAGCUUCGAAUUUUGCAACAAGCUACGGAACAAGCUGAAUGCCUUUCCACUGGUUGAGUACCAAAGAAAUAAUGUGGGGUACUACUUCGCACCGCUGGACAGCCAGUACUCCUACUACGUUCCCGAAAUCCAUCUGACCGAAGAGAGCUUUCAGAAAUACGUCAGGUCGUGA